CUAAAGCGCCAGUAUCGCAUAAUAGAGAACGACCGGGCGGUUUACGUGGAGGACGCGAGGAAUCAGCUGCGUAACCAAAACCACAUAAUCGACAAGCUCGAGACGGAGAAGGCGGAACUCGUGCUUGCCAUCAAAGCUGCCAAAUCGUCGGGAAACGUACGUAAGGACGAGGUUCUUAGCGCCGAGCUCAAGACCAUACUCGACAAGCGCUCUCACUUCAUCGAGCAAAUUAAAAUAGAACGACAGCAGAUCGCCGAGAUACAAGAGCAGUUCAUUAAGCUCGGAAAGGAGGUCAGUGGCUUGAAGUUGAAAGUGUUCACGGAACAUCAACAAAAAGAGAAGAAAGAGAAGAACGAACGAUUGAUAUCAGUAUUGGAGAAUCGAUUGGAGGUGGCGACAACGCGCUUCAAUAUCCUCGUGAACGAGAACAGCAAGCUUCGCCAGGACAUCGAUGACCUCCUCGAGGAGCGUGGACAGUUCAACAUCCUCUGGACGCGGCUCAGCAAUCAGUUGAACAGCGGCAAGCGAGUCAUCAACGACCUAAUCGAGCAGGCCACAAUCACCUUCAAUCAGCGCGACGAGGAGAUUAACAAAAUCAACGGGCUCAAGGAGCGAGGACUGAGAGACUUACACCACCAUACAAUAGAAAUGUGCGAAAUGCAGCGAACUAUUGAUAAUGAAAUGAAAUUACAAGAGUUUCUCGGUGUGAAGGGCCAAUAUCGAAAGAUGAACGAUCUCGACGAUAAGAAAAAAGCAGAAAAGGAAUUAAAACGCCAGGAAAUGCGCAACAAAAUAGGAGUUUACAAUGAAAUAUUAGCACUCGUUAGACAAUUUACUGGCGAAAAGGUGAUAGACAAAUUGACGCAACAAUUCUUGAAGCAGGAAGAAGAAAAUUUCGCCCUCUUCAGCUACGUCAAUGAGUUGAAUGACGAAUUGGAGGGGCUUCAAACUCGCGUUGCGCAAUUACGAACUUCGAUAGACGAAGCGCGUAAAUUAAAUGUUCAUCGAGGGGAAGAACAAGCUGAAACCUUAAAGACCAUUGCUAGUGAGCUGGAAAAGCAAACCAAUGAGGCGAAUGCAACGGAGAAGAAAUUACACGAGGCAAACGCGGUAAUGGAUAGUCUGCUGCGCGGCAUCGAUAUGCUCUUCCACACGACGCACUGCGACAAAUCUCCGAUUCUCGAGCUCCUUGGUAACAACAGCACCGUCAACGUUGAGAACGUGAUGCUGUACCUUGGCAUCAUCGAAAAACGUAUCAACGAAAUGCUAAACAAGGUGUUCUGGAUUGAUCGAAUGCGCCGACAGGAACUGCGCAUCGACGAGAGUAAGAAGCCGAAGCUUCAGAUUCCCGAGAUCUCCAAUAUCGCGCCCACCCAACCUUGUGCUUUAUGUAUUGAGAAAGAAGAGCUGGAAAACGUAUCCGAAGGCUUGGAGAUACCCCUCACUCUCAACGAAGUGAAAAACAAAUUAGAAUUGAGGCUACAACAUGACCAUUCGAAUCUUUUACACAAUGUAUCCGGUUGCCACUUGCCCGCUUCACGAAAAAUCAUUCAAAAACGUUAUCAAUAACUGUACAAAUAAAAUAGCCUACCUCGUUGUUCUAUAA
This is a messenger RNA of Ceratosolen solmsi marchali, 1606 nucleotides long. Its product is annotated as coiled-coil domain-containing protein 63. The annotation marks the transcript as partial. The record is from RefSeq and is a predicted model, not a curated record. The transcript has 6 exons. NCBI's taxonomy places the organism in Eukaryota, Metazoa, Arthropoda, Insecta, Hymenoptera, Agaonidae.